Molecule: messenger RNA, 1828 nt
Organism: Vitrella brassicaformis
Lineage: Eukaryota; Vitrellaceae
Source: the annotation of a GenBank genome assembly
GGACGUUGCGUUCAACAAAUCGGUGAGUCAAUCAAUCAAUUCAUACGAGAGCCGGAAAGCAAUGCACGUGACGUGCUCACUACAAAACCGACACUGAGACAACACCGUUCAUGCAAUUAAUGUGCUAUCUUCCGUACGUCUGUCUACCAUGGACGUACGUGUGCACAAGGCACACAGACAACCACUCGUUUCGCUCACUAACUAACGCACAAACCAAUCACACCACACCAACGUAGAUGCACUUUGACAGCACAAGACAAGACCAAAGGCUGCGCACCGCACCUGGCUAUGUUUUGCCAUCGAUCGAUCGUCGCGGCCUAGAUAGACUUGAUGGAUGACCCUUCCUUCCCCUUGAUCUCAUGCAUACCCUACCUACUACACCCCUACUACAAAAACCGCCCGCCGUACCGCAUACCACAUCACAUGCAGUCAGUCACUCCGCAAAGGUGACAGAAAAGAACAGGAACUGAGUGAAUUGCUCACGGUCGAAGUUGUUGUCAGACACAAACACCAGCAGGUGUCUGCCGUCGGCCAACUUGGGCCCAAGUGUCAUGCCCUCCACGUUGUCGAGCUCUAUGCCCAGCUGGUCGAAGUCAAACACCAGCGUCUUGUCCACAGCCAGCGAAGCCAAGUCGGGUGUCUCCUCAACAGCCGGCAGCGACUCGAACAGGCGGCGAAGAGUCCUGUGAGCCGGAAGGUCGACGUGUAUCUCGUACAGCCGGACCUUGUUUCCCUUGCCGACCGAGAAGCUCCGCUCGAGGGCCAGAAACGACCCCUCGUUGUUGAUAGCCAGCAGCUCCACAAGUCCGGUGGUCGAGAACUCGUCAGCCGGCUCCGGCUCCUCGGCGAUGGGAUCGGUAUAGUAAAAGUCCUCAGCCACGGGCAGGUGAGUGCGGAGGUCAUAGAUGAGUAUGCGGCACAAAGUCCCCUCUGAGGUGGUGGGUGCCGGGCCGUCUUGGAAGAGCGCAUUCUCGGUCGCUGUGAUGAGCCACUUGCGGUCUGGCGUCACCGUGAGGCUUUCAAAAGCGGCGUUGUUCCUGACGCCACUGGACUCGUCGGCCGUGGGCAAGUAGGGGUGGGGGACGAACAGGUUCUUGUCCUGAGUGCCGCCAAGCGAGAAGGACCGCACAGAGGGGUCGAUGAGUUCGGUCUGGACGCCCUCCUCAGCCAGGAACAGCUCGUGGGGGCCCACCAACGUCAGGCCCUCGGGAUCCAGCUCCUCUGGCGCGAAUGGAGGCUGGCCCUCGCCGGCUUUGAGGAACGUAACGCUGUUGAACUGGACGUCGAUCUGAGGGCCGUCUGCCGCGUCAUCACUCACAUCAAUACCAGCCGUGUACCAGCGGUAGUCCUUCCGGUCGUCCGAGAGUGUGUAGUACAGCUCCCUGCCGUAAUCGUAUGUGAUGGCCGAGAGACCGCCGACCUCCGUGCCGUCAAGCUGAAGGCCUGCACACACACAACACGCAGCAGCCGGUUUCUGUCAGGCGCCUUCCUCUGCACCCCGUACGAUACCUGUUUCGAAUAUCUUCUCUCCGAUGAAAUGAAUCGAUGCCACACGGUUAGCCUGUCCUUCUGUUGAGAAGAGGAGGGAAGCAACAGCGGAAAGGACGACAAGGUUGGAAGGCCGCAUGGUGUGAGAUCUGUCGGGGAGAUCUUCCUCUGGUGUGGGCGGAAAGGAUGGGCACGGGCGUCUUCGGUUGUCAACAAGUGCCAGGAACCGCAAACGCUUGCAUGCAAGAUCGCACGUUCCAGGACGCAUUCCAAAGGCCGACAAACAUAGAGAUCUGUCACAUGCUCAUUCUCCCUCUUCCAUCGGCGCCCGCAGGAUGUU